CAUUUGCUUCUUGGAAGACACCAUAAUUGCUGAUACAGGAGAGAUCAUAGUGGAAUAUUUGGAUAAUCUUGCCUCUGAAGCAUGACUGGCACUGCUACAAGUCCCUUAUCCAGAAAUCGUGCAUUAAUCAAUGAAUGGCAUCUUUUUAACUGAAGGAAAAACUCAAAACAUGGCAGAUAGAGCAGACAAACUUCCAUCUAAGAAGGGUGGCCCAGUAACUCUAAUUGUAUCAGCAGCCAGUGCUUCCCAACAACCAUCAAUGAGGAUAGCUUCUAGUAUUGGAUCAGUCAAAGAUUCAUCUACGUUGCUUCAAUCAGUUAAAACAGGGCCAGGUACUGUCUUCAUUGACAUCUCACAGGCUAAAAAGCCAGCUGCAAUUGAGAGGAAGGCAGUGAACACCACAGCUAAAGAAACAUACACAUUGCAGAACUCUCCUACAAGUCACAGUCAUAGACCACCAAGUAGAUAUAAAGUGACUGCUCCACAAAGAAUGGCAACAAGAAGCAGAAAGGAUCUUCUGGUAAAGGAGCCUCCAAAGUCAAAGAAAAGGAAGUCUACUGCAAAGAGCAAACCUAAUCCUAAAAAUCCUAAAACUCCUAAUACCGCAGUGAGUAGAUCAGGAUCAACUUCAAAGACGAUGUCACCAAGGAAAAUUUUCAUAAACAACAAAGCUUUAAAUUCCAAUCAGGUAGUUACAGUAGCCACUGCUAAAACACAUCCCAGUAACUCUAAGCUAAAUCUCCAACGUAGUUCAAGUAUGGUUGAUGUCACAGUGAAAUGUACUCCAUCAAGAAGCCUCCCCAGACUAUCAACCUCCGAUCACCAUGACCAUAGCUAUGUGUACAGCUCCAGAGAUCUUAAAGAACUCAAAGAUAUAAAGGAUUUGAAGGCCAAGGCACUCAAGAAUGCAAAAGUGGUGGAGAAGUUAAUGAAAGAUCGGAGGAUGCUCAGGAUGAGGAAUUUCAGAGCAAAUAAAAAGAUUGAGAGACUCAAGAGGGCUGUUGAAUUAGAACAACAGAUGCACAGGGAAACCCGUCAAACCCUCAAAGCUGUGAUGCAAGGUUUGCACUUACAGUAUCCAGAUUAGAGUUAUCAUCAAGGGUUGGCUUUUGGAUGAAAAUCAAGAGAAUCUGGAUCACCCUAAAAUGAGGUGAGCCUGCUUAUGUUGAAUCUCUUGGAACCACAAAACUCUAGUUUGAAAUCUAGGUGAAAUCACAUACUUUGCAUAAUCUCAUCUGUAAAAAUGUUUAAAUUGGCAAUGAUGUGACUAAUAGAAGUUGAUGUAAGGAGACUUAAUCCCAGCCUCAUAAAACACUACUUAUGUGAUACUGAAUUGAAAGUCUCUUCGAAUCUCUUGUUUGCUUCAAACAUGAGACAAAGGGCAAAUUUUGCUCAUAAAAUUGUAAAAUGGUAUUGGCUUUUAAAGCAUAAGGGAAAUUGCAUAAUCAGUGUCUUUAUGAAAACCAUUAAUCAUCAGAAAAUCUUUAAAAGCAUAUUCACUUUUGUUGGAUACUGUAUUUAGCUCAAAUAUAAAGACACACAUGGGAGCAUGUGACAUUUCACAAUAGUGAUUUUCAUUCCAUUUUAUUCUUUUUACUGAACUCAGAGCAAUUUUUAGAUGGCUAUUGAUUGCACUUGGCAUGUCAAAUACUGGUGUGCCAAAUAUAGCAUUCAAGAAUCAAGAUGUCCAUCAUCUCUAAUUUAUCUCGCAUGAUUUGACCAAGGAUUAUUCAAAAGGUGUUUGCAAGUGGGCAUGUGUAACUGUAACCUAUCCAUUUUAUUUAACUCUGAAAGUCAUAAUAGGUCCAUCCAUCUUUUGCCUCUUUGUUUUUUUAUUCAUCUUGAUGAGAAAAAAAACUUGAUAGAAACUUUGAUAAUUUUUGUUUUUAUCUUGCUACUCACUAGCUAAAUAAGAAACUGUAUUUAUUCUUUGUUUACAUUUUGAAACUGGCAUUAUAUUGGAUUCCAAAUGCAUGUUACAUCAACCUUUGUAUAGAGUACUGAAGUGAUGAUGUUUCAAAAAUCUUCUUUUUUUUUACUUCAGCUUUUGUUAUAUAUGUCAUACCUGGAUGGAGCUUGCAAAAAUAUAUCAACAACCCAAAUUUUGUGGGAAUUGGUAAAUGGGGGCCUAAGAUAGGACCUCAUGUGUGCAUAGUUAGCCCCUUUGAAGUUUAUGUAUUACCAUAUAUUACUGGCCUGGUUCAUUGCAUUUAGAAUAACGCGAAUAAUACAUUGAUUUCAGUGGAGCUAAUUAUGUAUACAUGAGGUCAUGUCUUGGCAUUCAUGUACCAAUUCCCUUCAAGGUUUUGCUGCGGGUGCAUUUCAUCAUGCUCUACAAAAAUCAAAAACACUGAAAUUUAUGCAAAAGAAAAAUUUAUGAGGGCAGACUUGGUACUUUGUAGAGAUACAGCUCUGGUUUUGGUUCGUAUGUUGUUUUUGCAAAAACCUGGUUAUAAUUAUUUGCGAUACACCCAAGAAUAAGGAAAGCAAUGGUUAUUUAGCUACAAAGUUAUGUAUUCCUUAUUGCUUGAAGGGAAUAUGCUUUGGCGUUGGUGACUCUCCAAGAAGUUAUUUUUGUUAUCACUCAACCUGUACACUAUUUAUGCAAAACGGGAUGUUUGCUCAUUAUGAAAUGUCCUAUAUGUAGCUAAAAUGGCUAUUUAUAAGUACCGGUAACUCUGCCUAUUAAAUCUCUCUUGAGACUACAGAUUUUUUUCUUUGACUUGAUUUAGAAUUAAUGUGAAUGAGGAAAAUAACACUUGUUUUAUAUAUAUAAUGUGGUCUAAAAUAAUACUUUGAGUGAGGUGAUUAAGGUCAGCUUAUGCAGCUUUAUUUGAAUUUCUAUGUGAACAUCAUUAGUUUUUCAAUAUAUUAGUGGUCCCAAAGAUAGCAACAUACUUCACAUACAGCCAUGGGCGGAAAUCCCAGGGGGGACGUGUCCCCCCUAUUCAAAAUAGUAGGGGGGAUGCAAUAUCAAAUGUCCCCCCUACUAUUUGUGGUCUUUUAUGAUGGUAAGAAAUACAUAAUUCAAAAUCGAAAUAAAACAUGUGUUUUAGGACCAGAUGACCUUACUUUUGGGAUGAUAAUCUUUUUUUUUUUUUUUUGCUUGUCAAAUUUAUUUUCGUCAAAAUGACCUUAAAUUGGGGGGGAGAUAACCUUUUUUUUUUUUUUUUUUUUUUUUUUUUUUUUUUUGCUUGUCAAAUUUUCCAGCCCCUUGCCCCCCCCUACCUUUUGGGAGAGAUUUCCGCCCCUGCAUACAGCAUGCUACUUUGUAAAUUAUUCUGUAUUCAGAAUUCUUCAUUGAUGACUUAACAUUUUGAAUUUGAUAUCACAACUUGGCCUAUUUGCAUGUUUGACACAACACUCAAAAUUUAAAUUCCAAACAACAUAUACUAGGCCAGACAAUGUAAAAGACAGUAAUUACUGUCUUUUUACUUUUUGUCUCUGUAUAUUGUUCUGAUCAUAUGUCUAACAGCAUUACCAGGAAAGAAAUGUAAAUGUAAUAUGUUAUUUAUUCAUUUUCAAGAAAUGCAUCUGCAAGUUAUUAAAUACAUGAGUUCACAUGAA
Molecule: messenger RNA, 3567 nt
Organism: Lytechinus pictus (painted urchin)
Lineage: Eukaryota; Metazoa; Echinodermata; Echinoidea; Temnopleuroida; Toxopneustidae
Exons: 3
Coding region: 131-1087 (318 amino acids)
Source: RefSeq, a predicted model, not a curated record